CACAACUACACACACAGCUACACACACACAACUACACACAGCUACACACACACACAACUACACACACACACAGCUAUACACACACACAGCUACACACACACAGCUACAAACACACACACAGCUACACACACACACAGCUACACACACACACAGCUACACACACAGCUACAAACACACACACAGCUACACACACACACACAACUAUACACACACACAGCUACACACACACAGCUCACACACACAGCUACACACACACAGCUCACACACAGCUACACACACACAACUACACACACAGCUCACACACACACAGCUCACACACACAGCUACACGCACACACAGCUACACGCACACACAGCUACACGCACACACAGCUACACGCACACACAGCUACACGCACACACAGCUACACGCACACACAGCUACACGCACACACAGCUACACACACACACAGCUACACACACACACAGCUACACACACAACUACACACACACAGCUCACACACACACAGCUCACACACACACAGCUACACACACAGCUCACACACACUCAGCUCACACACACACAGCUCACACACACACAGCUCACACACAGCUACACACAGCUCACACACAGCUACACACACAGCUCACACACACUCAGCUCACACACACACUACACACACACACAACUACACACAGCUCACACAGCUCACACACACACUACACACACAGCUACACGCACACACACACAUCGCUCACACAACUACACAGACAGCAGCCACUGGCGAUGCUGUCCCAGGCGUUUGUGCUGUCGUCCAGGGGAGACACUCUACUCUACAGGGACUAUGUAGGUAAUGGACACGCGGAUAAUUUGUACGAGAGAAUGUGCCCUCUGAACGAGAGCGAGCAGCCCAUCGUUAAGGUACAUAAUGGGCUGUGCUACGUGCACACACGGCAUAACGGACUUUACUUUGGUUUAACCUGCAAGCCCCAGGCCUCCCCAUUUAUUCUGAUACAAUUCCUUAACCGGUUUGCUGCAAUAGUCAAAGACUACUGUGGAUCUGUUUCUGAAGAGGCCAUCAGGAAGAACCUACCACUAUUGUAUGAGCUUCUAGAAGAAAUCCUGGACUUUGGAGUGGUACAGACUACACGUUUGGACGUCCUGAGGAACUACGUGCAGAGCGAAGCCGUCAACACCCAACCCAGCAGCUUGUUUGACAUGAGUGCCAUCGGACUGUUUGGAGCAGACACACAACAAAAAACCUUGGUCCCGGCAUCAGCUUCGAUACGCUCACUGUCUCAUCAGAGCAAAACCAACGAGAUAUUCGUGGACGUUUUGGAGAGGCUAACAGUGCUCAUCGGGGCAAAUGGGAAUGUGGUUCAAGCGGAGCUCAAUGGCGAUAUCAAUUUGAAGAGCUUCGUGAACGGCUGUUCAGAAAUCUUCAUGACGUUCAACCAUGAUCUUGCCAUAGGAUCAUCACAGAAUAGAGGCUACGGCGGUGCCGUGCGAUUGGACGAGUGCCGCUUCCACGCCAACGUGAACGUGACUGACUUUGAGACCAAACGUGCGAUCAGAGUGAGCCCGGGCCCUGGUGAGAUGACCGUGAUGCAGUACACGGUGCUUGACGACUUCCCAACGCCGCUGCCUUUCAGGCUGUUCCCAACAGUGGAAGUGCAACCUGAAAGGAGUCGGCUGUUGGUGUGUUUGAAGUUGCGUUGUGACCUCUCGCCGAGAAGUCAUGCUACAAAUAUGAUGGUCCGGUUGCCUAUUCCAAAAAGCGCGAUCAGUUUGUCACGUGACGUGAGCAGUCCAGACCAGACGGCGACGUUGGAGCCCGACAGCAGCUCCGUCGUGUGGAACGUUCCGCGCAUCACCGGUGGAUCGCAGCUGUCCGCCAUCUUCCGCUUGGAGGUGCCCGGACUCAGGCCCUCGGCUCGACUGGAAGUGGGCCCCGUGGCGUUGACCUUUGACCUUCCAAGCCUGGCCAUGUCGGGGCUUCGCAUCGGCUGCCUGCGCCCUACGCUGGGGGGCCGAGGGGGGGCGGCACUGUCGGGGGAGCCCCCCAAACGCUGGCUACGCUACUCGACAUCCAGCGGAUCUUACGUCGUCCGCAUUUAAGAAAGCACUAGACGACGCGGGUCGUCUUGUUCUUCGCCGCCACGCACGUGCUCGCAGCCGGUUUGCCUGCGGUCAUCCCAAGAAAUCCAGGCUCGCAGCACCGUGCAGGGCGGGGCACGAAGUUCGCAGACCCCUUUGUUGUUUUCGCACGGCAGUGAGCACACGUAGAUGGGUGGAAUAUACAACAACAAAAAAACACGCUUUGUGUUUUUACAGCCAGACACCAAAAAUAUGGCACUACCACUUCGAGGAGUUUCAACUUUUCUU
Molecule: messenger RNA, 2364 nt
Organism: Lethenteron reissneri (Far Eastern brook lamprey)
Lineage: Eukaryota; Metazoa; Chordata; Hyperoartia; Petromyzontiformes; Petromyzontidae
Product: AP-4 complex subunit mu-1-like
Biological process (GO): intracellular protein transport; vesicle-mediated transport
Cellular component (GO): clathrin adaptor complex
Source: RefSeq, a predicted model, not a curated record